Molecule: messenger RNA, 1956 nt
Organism: Auxenochlorella protothecoides
Lineage: Eukaryota; Viridiplantae; Chlorophyta; Trebouxiophyceae; Chlorellales; Chlorellaceae
Product: Coatomer subunit gamma
Exons: 7
Coding region: 1-1956 (651 amino acids)
Biological process (GO): protein secretion; intra-Golgi vesicle-mediated transport; intracellular protein transport
Cellular component (GO): COPI vesicle coat; endoplasmic reticulum; Golgi membrane
Molecular function (GO): structural molecule activity
Source: RefSeq, a predicted model, not a curated record
AUGGCUGCGACAGCCCAAAACCACAUGGAGCCCCUCCGCUCGGGCGAUGGGAAGAAGGACGAGGAUCGGGAUGACGAAUUGGAGUACUCCCCCUUCUACGGGAUCGAGAAGGGGGCCGUGCUCCAGGAGGCCCGCGUGUUCAACGAGGCGCACGCAGAUCCGCGAAGGUGUCAGCAGGUCAUCACCAAGCUGCUGUAUCUGCUCACGCAGGGCGAGAGCCUGACCAAGACGGAGGCGUCUGACGUCUUCUUCGCAGUGACCAAGCUGUUCCAGCACAAGGACGUGCACCUGCGGCGCAUGGUGUACCUGGUGAUCAAGGAGGUCAUCCCCGCCAGCGACGAGGUCAUCAUCAUCACCUCCUCCUUGAUGAAGGACAUGAACUCCAGCAACGAGCUGUAUCGCGCCAACGCCAUCCGCGUGCUGUGCCGCAUCAUCGACCCCACCAUGCUCCUCCAGAUCGAGCGCUACCUGAAGCAGGCGGUGGUGGACAAGUCGGCGGUUGUGGCCACGGCCGUGCUGGCGGGGGCCACCCUGCUGUCCCGCUCCGGCGCCGACGUCAUCAAGCGCUGGACCAGCGAGAUCGGGGAGGCCAUGGCCUCGCGCCAGCCCAUGGUGACCUACCAUGCGGUGGCGCUGACGCACGCGCUGCGCGCCGCAGACAGGCUGGCGGUGAACAAGCUGGUGACGCAGCUGACGCGGGGGGGCAACGGCGUGUCGCGCUCGCCCAUGGCGCAGUGCCUGCUGUCGUGCCUGCGGCACAAGUCGGAGGUGGUGAUCUUUGAGGCGGCGCGCGCCAUCUGCGCGCUGCGGGACGUGACCGCGCGCGAGCUCACCCCCGCGGUCACCGUGCUGCAGCUCUUCCUGUCCUCGGCCAAGCCGGUGCUGCGCUUCGCGGCGGUGCGCACGCUGAACCGCGUGGCCAUGGCCCACCCGCUGGCGGUGACCAACUGCAACAUCGACAUGGAGGGCCUCAUCUCCGACCCCAACCGCUCGGUGGCCACGCUGGCCAUCACCACGCUGCUCAAGACCAGCAACGAGUCCUCCAUCGACCGCCUGCUGAAGCAGAUUGGCGGGUUCAUGGGCGAGAUCGGGGACGAGUUCAAGGUGGUGGUGGUGGAGGCCAUCACCGCGCUCUGCCUCAAGUUCCCGGCCAAGCACCGCGGGCUGAUGGCUUUCCUGGCCGCAGCGCUUCGCGAGGACGGCGGGCACGCGUUCAAGCGCGCGGUGGCCGCCGCGCUGACGCGCCUGGUGGCGGAGAUCCCGGAGGCGCGCGAGGCGGGCCUGGCCCAGCUGGCCGAGUUCAUCGAGGACUGCGAGUUCACCUCGCUCUCGGUCCAGAUCCUGCACCUGCUGGGGCGGGAGGGGCCCACCGCCCCCGACCCCGCGCGCUUCGUCCGCCUGACGGAGGAGGAGACGGAGUACAAGGUGGAUGCGGUGGCCCACGUGCUGGCCGACCGCGUGGUGCUGGCCUUCACCGUGGUCAACACCGUGGCGGAGCAGGUGCUGGAGGGUGAGAUCGACCCGGGGCUGGGGGAGCCGGAGGAGGAGGGGUACGAGGACGAGUACAGCCUGGAGGACCUGGAGCUGGGCCUGGGCUGCUUCGUGGCCGGCGCGCCCGCGCCCGCCGGCUUCCGCGCGCUCUGGGACUCGCUGCCGGAGGACAGCGAGCGCGUAGACGACUACGCGCUGGGCGCGCGCGAGUCGCUGGCCGACGCCGCGCGCGCGCUAGGCGAGCUCUUCAACGGCUUCGCGCCCGUCGACGGCUCCGACGCCGUGCCCCCGGGCGCGCGCAGCCACGCGCUGCUCCUGGCGGGGGCGCUGCCCGACGGCGGCCUGCUGGCCGUGCGCCUGGCCCUGGGCCUGGACCGCCAGCGCAACGUCGCCAUGAAGCUGGCGGUGCGCGCGUCCGACAGCGACCUGGCCGAGGCCGUGCACGCCGUGGUGCAGGACGCGUAG